This is a messenger RNA of Rhizopus microsporus ATCC 52813, 1917 nucleotides long. RefSeq lists its product as uncharacterized. Lineage: Eukaryota; Fungi; Mucoromycota; Mucoromycetes; Mucorales; Rhizopodaceae. Bases 1 to 1917 code for a protein of 638 amino acids. Gene Ontology annotation, biological process: regulation of transcription by RNA polymerase II. The record is from RefSeq and is a predicted model, not a curated record. Gene Ontology annotation, cellular component: mediator complex; core mediator complex. The transcript is spliced from 6 exons. Gene Ontology annotation, molecular function: transcription coregulator activity.
AUGACGAGUGGACCGGAAGCAAAGAGAAUAAAACUUUCUUUGGAGCCUUUUAUUGAUAAUAAAACUGUAGAUAUCACAAAUACCGGUCAUGAGAUACUGAAAACUGAAGUGCCAUUGGCAGAGAAAACCAUGCAGAACGUUGAUCGCAUCUGGUUCGAGCGUGGAGAGUGGAAGGAUAUCACAGAGCAAUCCUUAAAAGAAUCGAUUGCAAAGGGAAACGAAAGAGUAGAAGAAAAAAAGGAACAAAAAGAAUCUGCAGAACAACAGCAACUACAAUUACAACAACAGCAACAAGGGCAAAUGGCUCCUUCAGGAAUGGAUAUUGUCAAAUUACGAGAAUCUGUCAUCAAUAAGUUGUUUCAUGCCAAGAGUGAAAUCGACGUAGCGUUAGAUGUCAUCAAUAUAUUAUUGGCAAGUCAUCACGCGUCAACAGCCAAGGAUCUCGUCUUACCUGCAGGAUCGCUCAGCGCAACCUAUGUGACAAAGCCGAAGCCAACGUUAAAAGCAGAAUUGGAGGCUGUUCAGUUGAAUUUAGGAUUGAAAAGAAAGGCAAGUAUGCUUUUUUUAGAUGCUGCACAACAAAGACAAGCAUCCGAGUACCUAAAGAAGAGCGCCAGUGCAUUGAAAUCAAUUAUAGAAAGAGAGCAUGAAUUUUGGGAUGAGGCAUUGAAUGUACGAAGACAUAAUUGGAUCAUGUAUGCAAACACAAACCAGAUGAAUGGUUCUUUUUUAAUACAGUAUGGAUUUGCUGAAGGCAAGAUAAUGCGUUUCCAAAUAGAGAAUAAGAGAUGCUUACCCCCUCUUUUCUUGAAUAUAGCCGGUUCAGAUUUUAAUGAAGCGUCCCUUGGAGAAUUAAAACGCGCAGACGACGGCACACAAUUGUCUGUUGCACAUGUUCAAGCACGUAGGGUUGCAGUGCGUCUCCGUCAUGCAGGCACAUUAUUAGGAAUGACAGAUGACAGCAAAGAAGAGGAUGAAAACUAUGCUGAACCAGAACCAAAGAAUAUCCAAGAUCGAUUAGUACAAGCCAAUUCGACUGUAUUUGAUGCCGAGUUAUUUUCGAAUAUAUUAGCCGAGGCACAAACAUUGAACAGUAAUGUGCACAUAGGCAAUGACCAAGUCGAAAUUAACAUUGAUGGAGAUAUUGACCUGUCGAUAAGCAAAUUGCCAAUAACAAAUGCAGAGACACCACCAAAAGACCGAGCCAUUACAAAUCGCAUGAUUGAUCUAUCGUUAAGGCUACUACUACUGCAACGUCAUAAUUAUAAUAUUUGGAAGACCAAAGCGAAGAUUUUAUCACCAAACCCUAUUGUUCAACAAUCGCUUUCAAAAAAAAGUGACACGAAUAAUGCAGCAAAUGCCAUGGCAACUAGUCACCACCAUCAUCAUACUGUCAUUCCUCGUGCACAGACUCGGGUGGAUCUACCAAAAACAGUACCCAUCUUAUUUCCCAUUAUUUCCAUUACAAAAUUUUGGGUGCAGUUUGACCGAAUACGUCAAGUCGUGCAUUCUAUACUUUACCCUUUUCGUCGCCUAGGCUUUUCCGUACAUUUUAAAGUAUGCUCAGAUGAUAAAGUUAAAUCAUUAUACCCCAGUUAUGGAACUGUAGCACUUUACUUUGACAUUGGCUUGCAUAAAGGUCCUCAUUUGCGAUUCAUACUCAAUCAACAAACAGGAGUUAUUUCAGCUCUUUUACCACAAACAACAGUGGUGCUGCAGCAAGCUUCCGAGCUCCGAGUAUUUUUGUCACGAGAAAUCAACGUCAUGUGUCUAGAGACCAUUUGUAAUGUAGCCAAUGAUAUCAUUCGGCUUCAUCCAAAUUACCAAGCAAGGAUGUUUCUAUGGAAAUUGGAUCGCAUUGAUGAAUCCAUUCACGGCUCACUAUGUACAAAAGAUGGCCAAUGGCAGCAUAUGUAA